Messenger RNA from Cladophialophora bantiana CBS 173.52, 498 nucleotides. RefSeq lists its product as uncharacterized. NCBI's taxonomy places the organism in Eukaryota, Fungi, Ascomycota, Eurotiomycetes, Chaetothyriales, Herpotrichiellaceae. The record is from RefSeq and is a predicted model, not a curated record. Bases 1 to 498 code for a protein of 165 amino acids. Gene Ontology annotation, cellular component: nucleus; cytoplasm. Gene Ontology annotation, molecular function: protein tyrosine phosphatase activity. The transcript has 2 exons.
AUGACCACGGCCAACUCCCAAGGGGAAACGCCAUGGCACGCCCACUUCCCCGCCCCGCGAGAGACGGACCCCAAAACCAUCACGCGCGAAGACCUGCUGAAGCGCUUUGAGCAGGGUCAGAGCGGAGGGCGGGAUUUCCUGCUCGUGGAUCUGAGGAGGAAUGAUCAUGCGGGCGGCACCAUCAAGCACUCCAUAAACCUCCCCGCACAGACGCUCUACCCCUCGCUCGCGACGGUGUACAACCUGUGCACAUCCUCCCAAAUCCCGCUGGUGAUUUUCUACUGCGGGAGCUCGCGCGGGCGCGGGAGCAGGGCCGCGGGCUGGCUGGCCGAUUACAUCGCAGACGCCAACGAGAAAGCGCGAACGUCCGGGCCGGUACUCGAGAGUGUGAUUCUCAAGGGUGGGAUCAAGGGGUGGGUGAAUGGUGGGGAGGAAUAUACGCGGUGGAUGGACGGGUUUGAGGAGGAGGUGUGGAAGAAAGGAGAUGAUGCGCAGUGA